AUGAGCUUCGAAAGGGCAGUAAAUUUCACGAGGCUGAGCGUUGGCUUGGCUUGCUGCUGGCCUCCCAGAGCCGAUUCGACGAACAGGGAAAAAGUUAAAUUCGAGCUACUCUGGUGCUUGUCGCUCGUCAGUGCUCUUGGACUUUUCGUACCUUUGCUCUACUCGAUCUACGAAUACCAAUCGAAUUCCCUCAUCCUCACCAAAUCGGUCUGCUUCCUUGGCGCUGUUUCUGGCUUUAUUAUUAAAAUUAUCAUUUGCAAAGUUCAUCGUAAACGGAUCCAGGCUCUGAUUAAGGAAAUGGAAGAAUUUUUACAAGAAACAAAACCGCACGAGCGCACUGUCCUCGAACGUUACGUGAAUAAAUGCUCGUUUCUUCACACCUCGAUAACGAUUAUAAAUUACAUGACCACGUCAGUCGUGAUCCUCGGGCCGUUUUUGCUGCCGGACGAUCAGCGAUUUCCAACGCCCGCAGUUUAUCCAUUUUCCACUGAGAACGGGCCCUUGAUGUAUCUCGUUUACGCGCAUCAAAGUUUCGUGGGCUUUCAAUGCUCCGUUGGGGCCACGAUCGACUGUCAAGCUGCCCUUUUCGUCUGGUACGUUGGCGCAAGAUUCGAAAUACUCAUUCAGGAGUUUCAAGACGUCAAGGACUCCCAAGGCUUCCACGAGAGCAUUAGAAAUCACCAAAAACUCCUGCAAUUGGCCGAAAACUCGAAACAGACGAUGGCCUACAUCGCAAUGACGACGACGACGAUGAGUGGCAUCGGAACGGUUUUCAGUUGUCUGCAGCUCGUUGGUAAUCAACCGUUGAUCGUGAGAAUGCAAUUCGGACCAGUUGCUCUGAUAUCAAUCGCGUGUCUCUUCGUUUGUGCUUGGCCUGCCGACAAUUUAAUCAACGUCUGCAGUUUUGUAGGAACUGCGGCGUACAACGCGCCUUGGACGGAAAUGACACCGGAAAUGAUGAAAAAUGUGUUGAUGGUGAUCCGAAGGUCGCAGAGACCAGCGGUCUCGUCCGUCGGUGGUUUUCUUCCCGCUCUGUCCUUGAGAUAUUACGCAUCGUUCCUUUCCACAGCUUUUUCGUACUUCACGACCCUCCGGAUCACCGUGAACAUUGAUACUCAAUAGAAACACUGCUUUUCCGGUCGCUUCUCAACGAAAACAUAACGAUUGAACAAAGUUCUUUAGAAUUUACAAAAAUUACCUUCGAAGCAGCACAGUAUACCGAAUAAACAGUCAAAUUGACAAAAAAAAAAAAAAAAAAAAAGGAUCGAAUAAUAAAAACUUCGAGACUCACGGACGAAGAGGUCAAUGCUCGUUGGAUAACUUUUAUUCGAAUAACCACUCGAAAUGCAUAAUUAUGUGAAAGUGUGAAAAAAAGCAAUGAUAAACCUUAGCAACUCAUACCUUUUUGACGUCACGAUUAAUAAAUCCAAAAAAUGAAUUUAUACGUCGAGCCUCACACGUACGGGAGAAUAUUCCGUUUCCUAUCCGAACGACGCGAACGCAACAACGUCAGCGAGAGGAAUGAGCUCGAAACAGUCCCGAGGUUUCCUGCCGAAAUGUAUAGGAGCGUUUGGAUCGAAGUGUUAUUUACGUGUAAUUGGAUGACAGCGUGGCUUUUUCCCAGUAUAAUUAUUGGAUUAUGGAAGCAGGUUUCGAAAUAAAUGGCACAAAGUUUAAGCAGAGCAAUUAUAUAUUUUAUUCAAUGAACUUUACUCUAAGAGAUCUAUCGAUUAACUGAGCGUUGCAGUGGUCGAAAAGGUGACUCUGACUCUAACGAGAGAGGGCCUCGUGUCGACCUCUUCCUUGAUCUGUAUAUUCGUUUUAUAAACAAACUUAUAGGACUGUGAGCACGCUCUCAUGUGUAUUGUUUAAGGAGUUUCGGUACAGGCGA
Messenger RNA from Venturia canescens, 1891 nucleotides. RefSeq names its product odorant receptor 4-like. Gene Ontology annotation, biological process: sensory perception of smell; detection of chemical stimulus involved in sensory perception of smell. Bases 1 to 1122 code for a protein of 373 amino acids. The transcript has 6 exons. Gene Ontology annotation, cellular component: plasma membrane. Lineage: Eukaryota; Metazoa; Arthropoda; Insecta; Hymenoptera; Ichneumonidae. The record is from RefSeq and is a predicted model, not a curated record. Gene Ontology annotation, molecular function: odorant binding; olfactory receptor activity.